Messenger RNA from Pteropus alecto (black flying fox), 1203 nucleotides. RefSeq names its product eukaryotic elongation factor 2 lysine methyltransferase (gene EEF2KMT). The record is from RefSeq and is a predicted model, not a curated record. The coding region runs from base 15 to 1034 and encodes 339 amino acids. NCBI's taxonomy places the organism in Eukaryota, Metazoa, Chordata, Mammalia, Chiroptera, Pteropodidae. The transcript is spliced from 8 exons.
GGCCCCGCCCAGCCAUGGCGCGCGAGGAGAACGUGGAUUCAGCGCGCCUGCUGCGGAGUUUCGAGCGCCGCUUCCUGGCGACGCGCGGGCUGCGUUCCUUUCCCUGGCAGAGCCUAGAAGAGAAAUUAAGAGACUCGGGUUCUGAGCUGCUGCUGGAUAUUUUGCAGAAGACCGUGAAACAUCCUCUGUGUGUGAAGCAUCCACCAUCGGUGAAGUAUGCCCGGUGCUUUCUCUCGGAGCUCAUCAGAAAGCAUGAAGCUAUCCACGCGGAGCCUUUGGACGAGCUGUACGAGGCAUUGGCGGAGGUUCUGACAGCUGAGGAGCCCACCCAGUGCCAUCGGAGCUAUCUACUGCCUUCUGGAGACUCGGUCACGCUCUCUGAAAGCACAGCCAUUGUUUCCCACGGCACCACCGGCCUGGUCACAUGGAAUGCUGCACUGUACCUCGCAGAAUGGGCCAUAGAGAACCCAGCAGUCUUCACUCACAGGACUGUCUUAGAACUCGGCAGUGGAGCUGGCUUCACAGGCCUGGCCAUUUGCAAGAUGUGCCGUCCCAGAGCAUACGUCUUCAGUGACUGUCACAGCCGUGUCCUCAAGCAGCUCCAAGGGAACAUCCUUCUCAACAGCCUCUCAUUGGAGCCAGACGCCACCACCCCUGUGCAGCACCAAGGACACGAUACCCACAAUUCAGAGAACCCCAGGGUGACAGUGGCCCUGCUGGACUGGGACACUGUGACAGCCCCUGAGCUCGCUGCCUUCCAGCCAGACAUUGUCAUCGCAGCAGAUGUGCUGUAUUGCCCAGAAACUAUCCUCUCCCUGGUCGGGCUCCUGCAGAGGCUCUCUGCUUGCCAGAAGGACCAGCGGGCUCCUGACGCCUAUGUUGCCUUCACCAUCCGCAACCCGGAGACGUGCCAGAUGUUCACCACCGAGCUGGGCCACGUUGGGAUCCCAUGGGAAGCCGUGCCUCGCCACGACCAGAAACUGUUUCCUUAUGAAGAGCACUCAGAGACAGUGAUUCUGAAACUAACACUGUAGGUUCAUACACGUCUUUGAAGAUCACCAUGAAAAUCAAAUCCCUGUCCCAGAAGGAAUUUUUAUGUGGGAAAGCUGAUAAAACUUUCAUUGGACUUGAAUGUUUGAAGGAUGUUAAAUUCCAAGUCAGGAACCACAGACUGUUCUAACAAAAUAAAAAACUGUUCAAGUG